This is a messenger RNA of Fragaria vesca subsp. vesca, 1988 nucleotides long. RefSeq lists its product as uncharacterized. Bases 1 to 1362 code for a protein of 453 amino acids. The record is from RefSeq and is a predicted model, not a curated record. NCBI's taxonomy places the organism in Eukaryota, Viridiplantae, Streptophyta, Magnoliopsida, Rosales, Rosaceae. The transcript has a single exon.
AUGGCUUCCCCUAGUGUCAGACACCUCUCAGAGUGCUUCAUCCGGCCACACCAUGUUUCAGAAGAAUCGAAGCAACCCUUUUACCUCACUCCCAGUGACCUCGCCAUGCUCUCCGCCCAUUACAUCCAGAAAGGCCUCCUCUUCACCAAACCUCCUGAAGCAAGCAACCCCAGUUUUCUCGAUACCCUUUUGGCCAAACUGAAGCACUCUCUUUCUCUUGCGCUCGUUCACUUCUACCCUAUCGCCGGCCGCCUUGUCACCAAGAAAGAACAAGACCCUCCUGUGUACUUGGUCUACGUCGACUGCAGCAACAGCCCCGGAGCCAAGUUCAUCCAUGCUUCUCUUGAAAUGUCUAUCUCUGACAUUCUCUCCCCAACUGAUGUGCCCUUGGUGGUUCAGUCCUUCUUUGAUCACGACAGGGCGGUCAACCACGAUGGCCACACCACGUCACUGCUGACGGCUAAAGUGACCGAGUUGGUGGACGGCGUUUUCAUAGGGCUGUCCAUGAACCACUGUCUCGGCGACGGAACGUCUUACUGGAACUUCUUCAACACUUGGUCUGAGAUAUUCCAAGCGCAAGGGAGCAACAUCACUCUUUCCAAUCCACCAGUGUUGGAUCGAUGCUUUCCUGAAGGUCAUGGUCCUAUUAUCAGCCUACCCUUCACAGACCCAAGUGAGUUCAUUGACAGAUUCGAAGCACCAAAACUCAGAGAGAGAAUGUUUCACUUCUCCUCGGAAUCCCUAGCCAACCUCAAAGCCAAGGCCAAUUCAGAGUGCAAUACUAGAAAAAUCUCCACCUUCCAGGCAUUGUCUGCUCUUGUCUGGAGGACUAUUACUCGAGCACGUUUUCUACCUCCAGAUCAAGAAACCAGUUGUAGAUUGGCUGCGAAUAACAGAGCAAGACUAGACCCGCCAUUGGCUCCAAAUUACUUCGGCAACUCAGUCUAUCCCAUCACAUCAAAACCGAUCAAAGCUGGUGAGUUGCUUGAUCACGGGCUUGGAUGGGCCGCGUUUAAGGUUCACCGGGCUGUGGUAAACCUCAAUCACCAAGCUCUAAAAGGAUUUCUUGAUCACUUGUUAAAGUCUCCCACUGUGUUUAGUCUGCGGUAUUUCGACCCGUUUAGUGUGAUGAUGGGGAGUAGUCCAAGAUUCGACAUGUAUAGAAAUGAAUUUGGGAUGGGAAAGGCUGUGGCGCUUCGAAGUGGGUAUGCCAACAAGUUUAGUGGCAAAGUGUCGUCGUUUCAAGGGGGCGAAGCAGGAAGCAUAGACUUGGAGGUGUGUCUUCCUCCAGAGGCAAUGAGGGCUCUUGAAUCUGAUGUUGAGUUUAUGGAAGCUGCUUCUGUAGCAAGUUAUGAUCAAUAAAAGCGGGACAAUACGGGAGAGCCGUUUUUGUGCCCAUCAAUUUGAAUUUGUACGUCUUUACUUGACAUAAUCGUAAUUCAAUUUUCAAGACUUUGCAUUAGAGAUAGAUUAUGAAAAUUGAAGGCAUUAGACUUUGCAUCAAUAUGAAUUUGUAGUACGUCUUUACGCACCACAUCACCUGUGCGACCGUCUAUUUAGAAAGUGACAUGUGUGGGUAUUUUUAUCCACCUCAGCAUGGUUGAAAAAAAAAUUUGAAAUCGGAAAGAUCAUAUUCUGAUCAAACCAAAACCAAACCCAAGUCCUCUCCCUCUCCCUCUUCCAUCCACCUCAAUCCCACCCCCAAGCUCUGCCGACCCUGUUUUGGCCACACCAGUAAGUCUGGGCGUGCAAAGUCUCUUUUGGUUGUUGCGGGCGUGCCACUGCGCGGAUGCGGAAUGUAGUGGUUGUAGUAGCGGGGUGCGCUUAGCCUUCUGCUUCUAAUCAAGCGACUGAGGAUGGAGAGAGCACCAACUCCACCGCAGGGUUCUUCAGAUUCGCCUUGCGUACUGGGCAAGGACUUACAGUAGUCCGCCUGAGCGUCACAAUAUCGAUACUCGACGUAGGAUCGAGCAGAGCUUCUUGGGAAG